Molecule: messenger RNA, 1473 nt
Organism: Trifolium pratense (red clover)
Lineage: Eukaryota; Viridiplantae; Streptophyta; Magnoliopsida; Fabales; Fabaceae
Product: WD repeat-containing protein 55-like
Exons: 16
Coding region: 138-1226 (362 amino acids)
Molecular function (GO): protein binding
Source: RefSeq, a predicted model, not a curated record
GGUAUUAUAGGAAUUUGGUUGUUGAAAAAUACAUUAGGGCCUCUCCUCUUUCCCUCGUUCCGUUUCGCAGUAGCAGCUCCCUCCCUGUCUUUCAAACCUCAGCUCUCUCUCCGGCGGUCGUUUCUUUUCUCACCGGAAUGGAAAUCAAUUUGGGGAAACUUGCAUUUGACAUUGAUUUUCAUCCAUCUGAUAAUCUCGUUGCUACAGGACUCAUAGAUGGCGACCUUCACUUAUACCGUUAUAGCUCUGAUAAUACUAAUAGCGACCCAGUGAGGGUGUUGGAAGUUCAUGCCCACACCGAGUCUUGCAGAGCUGCUCGAUUCAUUAAUGGUGGACGCGCACUGUUGACGGGUUCUCCCGAUUUCUCGAUACUGGCUACGGAUGUGGAAACUGGAUCUACUAUUGCACGACUUGAUAAUGCCCAUGAGGCUGCAGUCAAUAGAUUGGUAAACUUGACCGAGUCAACAAUUGCUUCUGGAGAUGAUGAUGGCUGUAUUAAGGUUUGGGAUACCAGAGAACGUUCUUGUUGCAAUUCAUUUGAAGCGCACGAGGAUUACAUUUCAGACAUGACAUUUUCACCUGAUGCAAUGAAACUAUUGGCCACAAGUGGAGACGGGACUCUUUCUGUUUGCAAUCUACGACGAAAUAAAGUCCAAGCUCAAUCUGAAUUUUCAGAAGACGAACUAUUGUCUGUUGUUUUAAUGAAGAAUGGCAGGAAAGUUGUUUGCGGAUCACAAACUGGAAUCCUGCUAUUGUAUUCAUGGGGAUCCUUCAAGGAUUGCAGUGAUCGAUUCGUUGAUCUCUCUUCAAACUCUGUUGAUACCAUGUUAAAGCUUGAUGAAGAUAGGAUUAUUACGGGAUCGGAGAAUGGAAUGAUCAACUUGGUUGGAAUAUUGCCAAACAGAGUCAUUCAACCAAUUGCAGAGCAUUCUGAAUAUCCUGUUGAGCGUCUUGCAUUCUCUCAUGAUAGAAAGUUUCUUGGAAGUAUUGCACAUGAUCAAAUGUUAAAGCUAUGGGACUUAGAUAAUAUACUGCAAGGUUCAAUAAGCACCCAGAGAAAUGAAAAUGGGGUGGUCAACAAUAACGUUGACAGUGACGAUGACGAUGACGAUGAGAUGGAUGUAGAUGACAAUCCUUCUAAGUCUACUAAAGGGAAGAAGACAAAGAAGAAUGCAAGUAAAGGGCGUGCUGCAGGUGAUUCAAACAACUUCUUUGCAGAUUUAUAGGAGAAGUGGCUGCAACUUUUUCAAUAACUUAUAAUCUACUAAAGAACACUUGCAAGUGUGAUUUAAUUAUCAACAAACAUCCUCUAAAGUUUAAGGUGCCCCUUUGCAAAAGUUAUUCUUAAAUUCAGCACCUUGUCUCACAGGACACAGAUACCUUGUGGUACCAUCAAUCCAAAAUCAUCAUACCCAUAUUUGCCAUAAACACACCUUUUCCAACAGUUUUGAUAACCAAAUUAGUUUUUAUUUA